UGGUGCGCACCACAAACUGUUUGACAACCUGCGUUAGUAUUUUGGCGAGUUCGCCCAGUCGUUCACAAGUCGUCUUUUAGCAAAUUACCAGUACAGUGAAGAAACUACAUUUCUUUUGUUUUAGUAGCUUUUCGUGUCGCCGGUGGCCAGUCAUAGAGGAAACGCGAAUCUGCUUUCUAGCCGCUAACAACAACUAGGCUAGCUUCUUUACGCUAGCUCCUUUUUGUGCAACUCGAGCACCUGGACUAAUGCUCUGCUUCAAGCAUCUGGACUAAACUGUGACAGAGUGUCCAGCUUUUCUACUUGUGAGGAGACUCUGUUGCGAACAUGUCGAGACGAAGCAGGAACAAUUAUGUGUGGCACUGGCAAUACAGUUGGGAUGGGAUUCGACAGGACACCGAUGUCCGGGCCUUCGUGUUACCCUCUGAAGCCGAAGAGUGUGACCGAAUGUACAGUGAUUCGGAUUCAGAGGCAGACAUUUCUGGAGUGAUGAUUUCUAAGGUCCCCAGUGCAAUCCCUGUUACCGGAGAGUCGUACUGCAGCUGUGAUUCCCAGGCCGAGACCAGUUACAACCCUCGUAUUCGUGGAUUUCGCCAAAUCAAAGACUGCCACUGCGGAGAGGACGACCAAGAUUUUGACUGGGUUUGGGACACGAGCGGACGAUCAACAGCAACGUUGCUCAGCUGCGACAACCGCAAAGUGAGUUUCCACUCUGACUAUAGCUGUGGUACAGCAGCRGUCCGCGGCUCCAGGGAGCUGGUUGAAGGGCAGCACUUCUGGGAAAUUAAGAUGACGUCUCCAGUGUACGGAACAGAUAUGAUGGUUGGAGUUGGAACAUCUGAUGUGAAUCUAGACAAAUACAGGCACACGUUCUGCAGCUUGUUGGGGAAAGAUGCAGACAGCUGGGGCCUCUCUUACACUGGCUUGUUGCAUCAUAAAGGGAAGAAGAUGAACUUUUCUUCUUGUUUUGGACAAGGGUCCAUCAUUGGAGUUCAUCUGGAUACGUGGCACGGCACUCUGACUUUCUUCAAAAAUCGCAAGUGUUUAGGUGUCGCAGCCACGGAGCUACACCAUAGGAGGUUUUAUCCGAUGGCGUGCUCCACGGCCGCCAAAAGCAGCAUGAAGGUCAUCAGGUCGUGCUCGGCCCCCACCUCGCUGCUGUACCUCUGCUGCGCCCGCCUUCGCCGCCUGGURCCGGACUGCAUAGACACGCUCGACGCGUUGCCUCUGCCGCCGGGUCUGCGCCAGUUGCUGCAAAACAAACUGGGCUGGGUGCUCAGCCUGAACGGAGGCACCGCGGAAGAGAGCCCGGACAGGCCCGAGCCGUCCCUCCACCUACCCGCAACCCCCUUGGCCGGAUCGUCUCACUCCGAGAGCGACUCGGAGGGGUGUACGUCUGACCCCGAGGCCUGUCAGAGGAAACGGUGCCGCUGGACGUGACCGCUCCGCUCAGAGCCUCGUGUCUGUCCAAGCACUCCCAUCGUGGCUUCCAGUUUUGCAGGUCCUGCCAGCUUCGGCUGUGGAUGAAAACAUCUGGAGCUGAUGGAGYAGAGGCAGCUGCUGCCACAUCCUUGCCAGGACCUUAUCCUCACACAUCUUUAUAUUUAGCACACGUCACUGUCUGAACCUUUUCCUUCACAAGUGAAGCGUUUCAGUAACCAUCUUAGAUUGUUACCGUUGAUGUGUGGGAGGAAUGCAGGAAUGUUAACAUGCAGUGGAACACUGGCGUUAAGAAAGGCCAAAAUCUGGUGGUCGUGAUGGUAUAUUUGAAAAACGAGGGAUUUAAAAAAAGAAAAAUAAACUUUUAUGUCCUGUAUGCAAAAAUAAGUGGUGAUUUUAACCUAAAUGUUAUCAAUAUAUUACCAAAGUAGUGUUACUUGUUUUACUGACUUUUGUUAGUUAUCAGUGAGAAUCUGUUUUUUUUUUGUAAAUGUUGAUAAGAUAUGGAUUUAUAAAAACAGUCACCUAAAUGUUACAACCCAGUAAUAAAAACCAGAAUGCACUUUGUAUCGUUUUGUCUUCUGCUGACAAGAAAUGUUUCUUAUUGUCUGUUAUAAAACAAACAAAAAAAUAUUAAUAAUCUGUAAGUAAAACCUCUGAUUGCUUCAAAUCUAAUGUUUUUGUUUUUUCUAGUGGUUUAUUUUAAUUUUGACAAAAGCAUUUCACUUUCAAGCAACUAUUCAUUGCUCUUAAUGUUCUUUUUUGUUUUCUUUAAUAAAAAGYGAUUUUCUAUGCCAAGACUUUUAAUGCUAACCUUUUAUUUUUUGUGUGUACUUAUGUUCAUUCAAACAUGUUUUAACAAAAUUUUACAUACAUUUUUAACAGAUUCUUUGCAUUAUGCUUUUAUUCUGAAACUUUUUAUAUAGGUUGCAAACAGAAAAUAAGUUGCAUGUUGGUGAAACAGUUCUGUGGUCCCAAUCCACUCCUCAUGCAGUUUGUAUUUGAGCUGUUUUUAUUUUUCCUUUCUUUAAACUAUGGCUGUACAGUUGCAGGGGAGAAAGAAAAAAAAUCUGAACAUUUUGGUAUUUUCAGGACUUGUAAAUAAAUCUCAUGAUUAAAUUCA
Austrofundulus limnaeus is the source of this 2563-nucleotide messenger RNA. RefSeq names its product splA/ryanodine receptor domain and SOCS box containing 3a (gene spsb3a). The coding region runs from base 328 to 1440 and encodes 370 amino acids. Gene Ontology annotation, biological process: proteasome-mediated ubiquitin-dependent protein catabolic process. The record is from RefSeq and is a predicted model, not a curated record. NCBI's taxonomy places the organism in Eukaryota, Metazoa, Chordata, Actinopteri, Cyprinodontiformes, Rivulidae. The transcript has 7 exons. Gene Ontology annotation, cellular component: SCF ubiquitin ligase complex. Gene Ontology annotation, molecular function: protein binding.